Branchiostoma floridae (Florida lancelet) is the source of this 2271-nucleotide messenger RNA. RefSeq names its product kelch repeat and BTB domain-containing protein 8-like. The record is from RefSeq and is a predicted model, not a curated record. Gene Ontology annotation, molecular function: protein binding. Lineage: Eukaryota; Metazoa; Chordata; Leptocardii; Amphioxiformes; Branchiostomatidae. The transcript has 4 exons. The coding region runs from base 33 to 1553 and encodes 506 amino acids.
AUCAUAUAAUUUUGCAGGGUUUGGAUGCAGACAUGUUUGGGGAGAUCCUGAGUUACAUCUACUCGGGAACCCUCCAUGUGUCCCUGGACAAAGUGCAGCCCCUGUACCAGGCAGCCGACCUCCUCCAACUGGACUAUGUGAGAGACACCUGCAGCAAGUACAUGGUGAAAAACAUGAAAGUGGAGCGCUCCACCUGUGUGGACCUGUACAAGUUUGCUGAUGUCUAUUCCCAGGAUAUUGUCCGGAGUCGUUGUCAGCAGUGGAUUGUUAGGCACUUUACUGAGGUUGCCUCCAGCGAGGAGUUUUGCAGCCUGAGUGUGCAUCAGCUGACUGAGGUCAUCAGCCACGAUGAGCUGGAUGUUAAAGAGGAGACAACAGUGUGGGAGGCUGUGGUGAGAUGGGUGCAGCACAGCAAGGAGGACAGACAGCACCACCUACCCAGCAUCCUCCCUCACGUCCGCUUCAACCUGCUGACCUCAGAUGACACGGCAGCCAUCUUGGAUCACCCCCUGGUCAGGGAGGAUCCUGGGAGUUCUGAGGUCAUCAGGAAUGUGGUACAGAAAGGGAACCCCACCCUGAAACCGAGGCAUGGGAUGUUCAUAGAAAUGGCUUUUCUGUCCCAUAGAGAUUCGGACAAGUUCCUUUUCAUGAACCCUCACGAAGGCAAGUACAUCAAGUGCAGAUACGAACCUGGGGACCUACCUGAAAUCCAAGCCUUGACAGUCACCAGUGAUAAUGAUAUAUGCAUCCUUGCAAACGAGUUAGAGGAUUCCCGUAAGUUGUCCCUGUUUAAGUACAGCCAUGUGAGGAAUGUGUGGGAACCUGCUGGUAUUUCUUCAGUAUCUCGGUGGCGGAGAUGGGAAAACGAUAUGGUUGAAGAGCGCCUUGUUGAAGUUGAUCGGACUUUAUACUACCUUGUUGAAAAUCUGGAAGAAAAUGUGGUGCGGAUGAGAAAGUACAUCCGACACAGGGACAUGUGGAUGGAGUGUUCACAGCUGGAACUUGACUAUUGUACAUACGACUUCAGUGCAGCAUUGUCCUGCAAUUCACACCUCUAUUUCAUCACAAGCACAGAAGUGCAUCGCUACGACGCGAGCCAGAACUGCUGGUGCAAGCUGAGCUCACCCGAACCCCCUCCUGAUAUCAACACCGCCGUUGCCAUGGGAACAGAGAUUUUCUGGACAGAUUUGGACUUUAAUCAGAUCAUUGUGUACGAUACAGAGUCAGACCAAUGGCAGAAACUGCAAGGCUGGCAGAAACCAGGAAACCUUGAUAUUGGAAGUAGAAAUUAUUCCCAUCUUUUUGUAAUGGAGAACCAGCUGCACAUUUUGUUAAGCUGUACUACAGACAAGAAAGGGGACUGGCAGCGCUGUACUAAUUCUAAAGACAUUGAAGAAGACAAAUACAGUUUAUAUCUGGUUUAUGUGUAUGACAGGCCUGCUGAUACCUGGAGACAGUUGAAGGCCGAUCUGCCUAAUGACAUUACGAGCUACUCAGGGCAUAUACCUCAUUGCCUGAUGCCACGGAUAUAUCCACCGUAUCUCAAAGGAUAAAGAUAAAUACAGUAAUUUCUGCACGGUUGUAGGACACGGCUGUUAUCGUUAAACAACAUUUUGGUUUAGGUUUUGCUGAUUGUGCCUACAUUGGGAUAGACCUUGUAGUACAUGUACAUGUUUUACCUUGAUCUUUUUUUGGAAACCCCUAUUCCCUCUUAUAGAUAAGGUUCAUCUUUCCAUGACGGAUAUGAUGUGAUGUGUCAAACUCUUAACAGUAGUAACAAAAGAGCUAACACUUCUCCGGACUACGAAACUUGCUUGCAUCACAGUGUGAUAAGAUCACAAAUUUGCUGUUAGAAUGAGCUGUGGUUAACAUGUACAUAUUCGAAAGUAUGUGAUGUAUUUCAUGUCUGUGGAACUAAUUUAUCACCGCCCGUGACAGAUGCAGUUUUAGUAGUUCGUAGAAAUGAAAUUAAACUACUGUAUUACCAGGGACCAAUAGUCUGGGUGCCAUCUUUUUUCUGAUUUUGUAUUAGCCAAGUAAACUUUGUAUUUGUGAUAUCCUAGUUUGUUUUUCAUUUUGUAUUGGAUAAACGUAUUUUUGAUGUCCUUUUUUUUCUAUUAGAUUUUGAUUUGUAUUUGUUGAUAAUGUUACUAUUAUAUUUGAUGUUUAAGAAGGUAAUUUAAGCACACUCAAGUACUUUUGUAGAUUCCAGCAGUUUAUUUGUUUCCGCAUUGCUUGCGUUUCCGUAUUAAAAGUAUGUAUAGGUACGUA